Sceloporus undulatus (fence lizard) is the source of this 1726-nucleotide messenger RNA. Its product is annotated as B-cell differentiation antigen CD72-like. NCBI's taxonomy places the organism in Eukaryota, Metazoa, Chordata, Lepidosauria, Squamata, Phrynosomatidae. Gene Ontology annotation, cellular component: plasma membrane. Gene Ontology annotation, molecular function: transmembrane signaling receptor activity. The transcript has 7 exons. The record is from RefSeq and is a predicted model, not a curated record. The coding region runs from base 1 to 1305 and encodes 434 amino acids.
AUGCGGACGCAAAGGCAACUGUGGGCAGCUGCGCUGGAGAUCCCUGCGCCAGUGUCACUGCAGCACAUUGUCCAGAUACAUCUGCGAGAUUGUGGCCAGCCCUGUCCGGCCAGCCGGGCGCCCUGGACGCUAGCCUUCUGGCGGUCAGCCGAUGAGGACGGAGCCCGGCGGCUUGGCUUGAGCCGCUUUCUGCCCGGCUUGUCCUGCCCCCGUUUCGGUAGUAAAAAAAGAGCCCAAAGACCAGGUUCUGCCGCUUGCGAGUCUUGUGUCCGGGAAGAAGAUGGCUCCGUCUCAAGAAGACCCCGCAGGAAAGGUAGGGAUCCAGAAGGGCCAGGCUUGUAUGGUCCCCCUUUCUUCCCCCCCAUUACCUCUUCUUUUGCUUCUUUUCCAGGAAUUGAAGAGCAAGGGGAGGUCGCCUACGAAAAUGUUGAGGGUCCCAGGCCCUUGGAAGGACAGGAGAACCCCAAGGAGAGCAGAGGAUCUGAGCCGUGGGUCAAGAGGACCACCGUCCUGGGCCUUCUGGCCGCCUGCCUCUUCCUCCUGGCCGCCGCCGUGGGACUCGGGGUCCGGUACGGCCAGGUCUCUGGUCAACUCCAGCGGGCAUCCCAAGACCAUGCGGCCAACACCAGCGUCCUGACGCAGAGGGUCAGCGCCCUGAACAGGAGCCUAGCGGAGAUGGAGGUCCACCUGCGCCAGGCCAAAGCAGACCUCAACUCCACCCAAGUGGCCCUUUGGAAGAGCCAUGUGGCCAAAGAAAGGACCAGGAAGCAUCUGGAGAAGAUGGAGGACCAGCUGAAGGAUGCCAACCGCAGCCUGGAUGCCUUAAAGAGGGAGGAGGAGGCAAUGGAGGCCAGGCUUUGCCAGCAGAUCGGCUGCUGCCCUUCAGGAUGGACGCUCUUCCGCUGGAAAUGCCUCUGGGUUUCACAAGAGCUGAAGACUUGGGAGGAAAGCCAAGAGGACUGCAAAGAGAGAGGCUCCCAGCUGAUGCUCCUGAAGGGCCCCUGGGAUGACCGCUGGGGUCUGGAGGGGGCCUUGGGGCAGACGAAUUCUCUGCGCUCAAAUGGACACUGGAUUGGACUUAACAAAGAGAAGAACAAAUGGGUUUUCCGUUGGGUGGAUGGGUCACACUAUGAAGGAACCAAGAAAUUCGGUCGUUCUCCUGACUGCGUAAAAGUGACCCAGGGGAACCUGGUGCAAGAUUCCUGUUCGUAUCGCCGUCGAUUCAUCUGCGAAAGGCCAGCCGGAUCCAUGCGGCCGGACCCAGGCUCCAGACCCUUUUUGGCAGAGAGGCUGGAGGGACCCUAAGGACACUAAGCCCCCCAACCCACCCCCAAGCUGCAGGGCCUUUUUGCGGCAGAAUGCUUCUCCAUGAAACCCCCCCCCAAACUUGGAUGCUAAUGGCUGACAAAGACACACCCCCAUCCCUACCCAGCUUGGUCCACCACUGUUUGCAGAGGGGCUGAAAGUAGCCCUGCGACUCAAUGGGACGUGAUGGAGAUAAUUCCAGGCCACCAGAAGGAGGGCCUCCAAACUGACCUUUCUCUUCCAUCUGCGGAGAAAAAGCAGGAAAGACAGGGAAGAAGCGAGUUAAUGUGGGCUGGACAAUAUAACUGUUACAUGGAUUUGGAAUUGGUUGACUGGCCGAAGCCAAAGGAUGGUCAGCCAUGGCUCCUUUUCAUCCUGGAGAGAAGUGACCAGUGGGGUGUCCAGUGGGGCUCUGUCCUGG